This is a messenger RNA of Lampris incognitus (smalleye Pacific opah), 4483 nucleotides long. Its product is annotated as arylsulfatase I-like. The record is from RefSeq and is a predicted model, not a curated record. NCBI's taxonomy places the organism in Eukaryota, Metazoa, Chordata, Actinopteri, Lampriformes, Lampridae. The coding region runs from base 13 to 2280 and encodes 755 amino acids. The transcript is spliced from 10 exons.
CUCAUAGGAAAGAUGCAUGCAGCUGCAACUCCGUUUGUGCUGUGUGGUUUGCUGAGCUUCAGCUGCUUUUCUGUGGAUGGGACUGGACCUCUAAAUAUCAAUGACGAGAAGACUCAAGGCCAGGAAGGGUCCCUAAAGCAGAGAAAACAGCCACACAUAAUAUUUAUUCUCACUGAUGACCAGGGCUACAAUGACAUUGGCUACCACAACCCGUCCAUCAAGACCCCCACGCUGGACAAGCUGGCGGCGGAGGGCGUGCGGUUGGAGAACUACUAUGUUCAGCCCAUCUGUACACCGUCACGCAGUCAGCUCAUGACCGGCAGGUACCAGAUCCAUACUGGACUCCAGCAUUCUAUCAUCAGACCGCGACAGCCGAGCUGUCUGCCCUUGCACAUGGACACACUGCCCCAGAGGCUUCAGGAGGCUGGCUACGCCACACACAUGGUGGGCAAGUGGCACCUGGGAUUCUACAGGAAAGCAUGCCUACCUACUAGAAAAGGGUUUGACAGCUUCUUUGGUUCCCUGACAGGAAGUGUUGAUUACUACAGUUACGGAUCAUGUGACGGCCCCGGGCUGUGCGGAUAUGAUCUCCAUGAUGAUGAGGGUGUGGCCUGGGGCCUUGAGGGGAGGUACUCCACUCUGCUGUACACGCAGAGGGUCCGGAAAAUUCUGGAGGCUCACGACCCUGCAGCCAAGCCUCUUUUCCUGCUGCUCUCUCUUCAGGCAGUCCACACCCCUUUACAACCUCCUAAGUCCUAUAUCUACCCCUACCGUGACAUGGACAACGUUGCUCGGAGGAAGUUCGCUGCCAUGGUCUCCACGGUGGAUGAAGCGGUUCGUAAUGUCACCUACGCCCUCAGGAAGUACGGAUACUACCGAAACAGUGUCAUCGUUUAUUCCACCGACAACGGUGCCCAGCCAUUCACAGGAGGAAGCAACUGGCCGCUACGGGGCCGCAAGGGUACCUACUGGGAGGGAGGUGUCCGCGGGGUGGCGUUUGUUCACAGCCCCUUGUUAAAGCGUAGGAAGAGGGUCUCCAGGGCCCUGCUUCACAUCACUGACUGGUUCCCCACCCUGGUGGGGUUGGCUGGGGGCAACAUCAGCCAGAGUCAAGGCCUGGACGGGUUUGAUGUUUGGGCCACCAUCAGCGAAGGGAAGGAAUCACCUCGCCAGGAGAUCUUACACAACAUUGACCCCCUACACAGAGUCUCUGAUCCAGCCCCACUUCAAAAGGGGGGCAAGAAGGCCCCUGAGAAGAAAGGGGCUUCAGUAAUUGCCCCGAAGACUGCUCCAGGCCUGUCCUCCAAGAAGCCCAAGAGGAAGUCCCAGAAGCGACAAUCAAAGUUAUGGUCAAAGUUGGAGUCCAAAUCACAUACCACCGAGACACCCUGGGCCUUUUCCCAGCACUUUCCUAGGUCCAAAUCUUCCUGCGCUAAGUGCAAGCCCCAACGCCUCCCAAAAUCACAGCUUAAACCUAAAUCCAAGUCCCAGGUUUACGUUCCGCGCCGACCUCCCUCCACGUACAAGCCACGGUCCAGUCGGAACCUGAACCAUCACCAGAACCUGUCAACGUCAGGACUGCCGUGGUCCAAAUCCGAAGCUGGUACCCAUUCACAUUCAAAGUUCAGUAAAACUGUUUCCCAGUACCAGAGCCUGCUGCAGUCCAAACCAACCCAGAUUAAACCCCAUCCCCACCCUGAUCUCAGGCACCGACCUGAACCCCAGUCAGAGUCCCAGUCCUCUGGGUCUGUCCAGUCAGUGUGGGACACGUCAGUCCAGGCUGCCAUCAGAGUCGGUGACUGGAAGCUGCUGACAGGAGACCCAGGACAUGGAGACUGGGUCCCCCCACAGGUGCUCACCACACUCCCUGGUCGCUGGUGGAACCUCGAACGGACGCCAGUAUCCCCCAUUAAAACCAAGAGCAACAAGAACAUCUGGCUGUUCAACAUAACGGACGACCCCUAUGAACGGUGGGACCUGGCGGACCAGAGGCCAGACGUGGUCCAACGCCUGCUCGCCCGGCUGGCCUACCACAACCGGACCGCUGUGCCGGUUCACUUUCCGCCCGACGACCCGCGAGCCAACCCCGACAGGCACGGUGGGGCCUGGGUGCCCUGGGUGGGCGAGGAGGAGAAAGAGGAGGAGGGGAAUAAGGGAGUGUACAAGAAAGGUAAGAACAGGAAGAAGAAGAAGAGAAAGAAGAAGAAGAAGUGCAAGCUGUGCAAACUGAGGUCAUUCUUUCUGAAACUGAACACCAGGAUGAUGUCCAAUCGAAUCUGAGAUGGUAGGCUUUCAGAUUCAGAGAAAAAAACAGACAUUAAUAUAGGACUGGGCGAUAUGGACAGAAUCAAAUAGCAUAUUUUUGACCGAAUACCUCGACAUCGAUAUAAUAUCAAUAUAUUGUCCAUCCCUACAUUAAUGUUAUUCAUUUUUGCCAUUUAUAUUCAGAUUUUAAAUGUUGCUUAUCUUAAUUUCCUAAAAUUCGUGAUGGAUGGUAAUGGGGUUAGUUCAUUUGCCUUUUUUCCAACUGAAAUGAACCUAUUUUGAGGAGUUUUUUUAAGCAGUUGAUAUCCCAAAACCAAGUGUAUUUGUCACUUGGUUUAAGAUAAUACCGCUUUGAAACAGGUGAGAUUAUAUUGACCAAUUGGUUUGCCUUUUGCAUAGGAUGAAGAAAUUAGAUUUAAAGACUAAAUAUUGGAAUUAUACAUUUUUAACAGUGCAUGCAAUGUUCAAGUUUACAGAAGAAUGUAAUCUGUGGAAGGAAGUGACAUCAAACUCUGGAAGGAAAUGAUGUCAGAGGUUGCGCUCUGUAGGUGGUCCACGAGCAGAUUUCUGCUUCGAACCACCUAAAUGACAAUGUGAAAAACACUAACAUGUUUCUUCCUUACUAUUUCGAUUUAAUUAUACACUAAAAUAAAUGUCACACCUGGAGAGGGAUCUUAUUUUAACAGUCUCAAGUCAAAUGAUCUUAUUGCACUGGCAGAUAUUUUUUUCUGGUUUCAAUAAAUGUGUUUUCAAAAUAGCACAACUAACGCAGACAUUUACUCCAAACAAGACAAAUUGUAUGUCAACAACUUUUUUCCCCCCCUUUUUCUCGCCAACUGUAUCCGUCCAAUUACCCCACUCUUCCGAGCCAUCCCGCUCACUACUCCACCCCCUCUGCCCAUCCGGGGAGGGCUGCAGACUACCACAUGCUUCCUCCGAUACAUGUGGAGUCACCAGCCGCUUCUUUUCACCUGACAGUGAGGAGUUUCGCCAGGGGACAUAGCACGGGGGAGGAUCAUGCUAUUCCCCCCAGUUCCAGGACACAUACCCACAUCAAGCUUCCCACCCGCAGACACGGCCAAUUGUGUCUGUAGGGACGCCCGACCAAGCCGGAGGUAACACGGGGAUUCAAACCGACGAUUGUUGGUAGGCAAUGGAAUAGACCUCUACACUACGUGGACGACUCAAUAACUUUUUUUGUUCUAUAUUUUGAUUCCUUGCGCCUUAAGAAAAGUUGUAUUGAAUAAUUAAAAUUUACUGAAAUUAGCAAAACUAUCUGUCAAUGCAAAAGCAUAAUUUGGCAAAAAAAUAAAAUAAAAUCCUGAAGAAGGCUGCUCUGCUUGUCCUUUUGACAUUACCACCCUGACGUAGUGUAGAGGUUAUGAACACGCAUGAAUGGAUGAAGGUGUGGACACCCAAAUUUAUUCACCAAGGCUGACAUUCUUCAUCCUAGUGUCUUCUUUCUCUCGUGGAGUUUUCAUGUGUCUGAAUGUUUUCGUGUUUGUCCCUAUAGGAUAUCACUGCUAUUAGCCUUCAACGCCACCACUUUGGGUGUAAGGUGAUGCCAGAUAUUCUCUAUCUCCAUAUGUUCAUUUCAGUAUCUUUCCCAUUCUUACCUGACCAAGCUCUUGAUACGAGGAUCGGCACUAUUUGAGAGUUUUAACAUAUUCUGACACUGUAGUUUUUGCAUGUUUUGUUCACCUUUUUUUUUCUUCUCUCCAAAUAACACAGCAUUGUUUUGAUUGAACAGUUGCGAAGAGAUUAUUUCCAUGAGGAAAGCCAUACUGGUCAAGAGUCUAUAUAAUAUGUAUUGUUUUGCCUUUGUUUACACCUGUAAUUAACAGAAUGUUAAAGAUGAAAAUGCAGGCAUCUCUUUGUGACACAAACUGUGCUUGGAUGUCGGCAGCCGCCGCUCGGCCAGCUCACCAAUGCAACGACAACAGUAAAUUGUUUUUCUCUCUCUGUUAACGGGUCUUUCACAAACGAAGAAACACGUGAAAUAUGAUUUUUAAUGGACUUGCAAGGUUUGUAGCAGAAUGCACCACAUCCCUAACGGGGGUAGGUGUCUUUUUUUUUUCUCCUCUAAUUGUUGGAACUGAACCUUUUUGUACUGUGUUUGUUUGAAUGUAUCUUUUGGGGCAAUGUAACUCAAUGACCUUCACUUACACACUUCAGAUUUUCAAGUCUUAUGUUGAUGAAACAACUAUAAAAACGCUGG